Falco peregrinus (peregrine falcon) is the source of this 2220-nucleotide messenger RNA. It is a transcript of the gene ZNF653, whose product is annotated as zinc finger protein 653. Gene Ontology annotation, molecular function: transcription coregulator activity. Gene Ontology annotation, cellular component: nucleus. The record is from RefSeq and is a predicted model, not a curated record. The coding region runs from base 149 to 1777 and encodes 542 amino acids. NCBI's taxonomy places the organism in Eukaryota, Metazoa, Chordata, Aves, Falconiformes, Falconidae. The transcript has 9 exons. Gene Ontology annotation, biological process: regulation of transcription by RNA polymerase II.
AGAACCCCCGACGCAUGCGCAGUGCCCGGCCCGCCGCCGCCGGGGCAGACUGGCGGAAGCCGCCCACCCCCGCGCCCUGCCGCGCACGCGCGCUGCGCCAAAAGCCGGAACCGGAAGCGGUGGUGGCAUCAUCGGCGGCGCGCCCGGCAUGAGCGCGGCCGAACGGGGCCCGGGCCCGGGGUCGGGGGGUGGGCCCGGUCCUGGGCGAGGCCCCGUAGGGGAACCGGGUGGUCGGAAGGCUCGGGGGAGACCACGGCUAACGGAAUCGGAUCGGGCGAGGCGGCGGUUGGAGUCGCGGAAGAAGUACGACGUGCGACGGGUUUACCUGGGCGAGGCCCACGGGCCCUGGGUCGAUCUGCGGCGCCGCAGCGGAUGGAGCGAUGCCAAGCUGGCGGCCUACCUGCUGGGCUUGGAGCGGGGGCAGCGCGCCGGGCGGCGCGGGAAGCCAUGGGAGCAGAUUCCUAAAAAACCCAAACGGAAGAAAAGGCGACGGCGCAAUGUCAACUGCCUGCGACACGCGGUGAUCUGGUACGAGGACCACCGGCAGCGCUGCCCCUACGAGCCACGCCUGGCUGAGCUGGACCCCUCGGUGGGGCUCUACACCACGGCUGUCUGGCAGUGUGAGCGCGGGCAUCGCUACUUCCAGGACCUGCACUCGCCGCUGCGGCCUCUCAGUGACUCCGACAGUGACAGUGAUGACGCAGCAGUUCCUGGCAGCUCCUCGUCAUCAGGGAGCUGCAGUUCAGGCUCAGAGGCGAUGCCGGGGGGGGGCUCGACAGCACCAGUGGCCCCCCCUGCAGGUCCAGGCCCCCCCGAGGGUGCUGCAGAGGGACGGGGGACAGCACUGGAGGCUGUGGUCUGCGUGCCGCUGCCACUGCCUCUGCGACUGGGCCCGGGAAGGGGGGCGCUGGCUGAUGGGUCACCCCCCACCCUGCUGCAGGGGUCCCCCCUCCUUAUCCUGGCCAGCUCUGGCUACGAUGCACUGGGGGGGCUGCAGCUGGAUGUGGGUGGGGAUGAGGUACCCUGCACUGUGCUGGAUGGGGAAGGUGCCUUCCCCCAACCCCCCCUGGACCCCCACCUUCCUAAGACAGAGGAGGACGAGGUGCUGGGGCUGAAACAGGAGGAUGUGCCACUCCCUGCUGCUGAGCACCCCCCCCAGCCUCCUCCAGAGCCCCCCCGGGAGCCCCCUCCACCCCCCUUGGCUGAGGAUGCCGAUGGUGGUGACGUGUCAGCCAUCAUCUACGAGAUCCCCAAAGAGCCUGAGAGGCGGCGGCGGAGCAGGCGAGCCCGUGUCCCCCCCAGGGACCCUGAGGAGCUCCCGGAGCCGAUCACCUGCCCUUAUGCAGGCUGUGGGCAGGUCUACGUCGCUCUCAGCAGCUUUCAGAACCAUGUGAACCUGGUGCACCGCAAGGGCCGGACCCAGCAGUGCCCCCAGGCCAGCUGCGGGAAGAGGUUUUACCUUGCCAACCAUCUGCGCCGGCACAUGGUCAUCCACUCUGGCGUGCGGGAGUUCACUUGUGAGACCUGUGGGAAAUCCUUCAAGCGUAAGAAUCACCUCGAGGUGCACAGGCGGACGCACACUGGGGAGACCCCCCUGCAGUGCGAGGUCUGUGGGUACCGCUGCCGCCAACGCGCCUCCCUGACGUGGCACAUGCGGCGUCAUGGAGGGCCUGGGCUGCGUCCCUUCCCUUGUGAGCGCUGUGGGCGACGCUUCGAGCGCCCCGAGGGCCUCAAGUUCCACGCGCUCAAGAGCCACCCUGAGCCCCGCGGCACCUAGGGGGGGGGGCACCGGGGGGGUUGCGCCUCCCCCUACCCACUCCUACGCCCCCCAGGGUCACCCUGACUUCCCUAGGACUGCUUUGUGGAGGUGAGGAUGGACCCCCAGGGGUCCAAACCCCCACCAAGGGGCACCUUCAGCUCCAUGCACUUGGUGGAGCCCCUCAUCAACCCCAGGCUCCCCAAGCUGCCUUCCCCAACACGGGGGGACCCUGACACCCCCCAGGAUCCCCCACACCCCCAUUGCCCCGGGUACCUCCCCACUCACUAUUUAUUUCCUGAUUCUCAGUUGUCAUUCUGCUCCCCCCUCUCGGGGCAACUGGAUCUUGCCGGGGUGUGUGUGUGUGCACAGCGGGGACCCUAGUUUUGUCUUGGAAGGGGGAGACCCCCCCCCCUCCAGGGCCCUCCCCCACCCCCCAGUUUCCAUUAAAGUGACGGAUUUUA